This is a messenger RNA of Oncorhynchus gorbuscha (pink salmon), 791 nucleotides long. Its product is annotated as MORN repeat-containing protein 2-like. NCBI's taxonomy places the organism in Eukaryota, Metazoa, Chordata, Actinopteri, Salmoniformes, Salmonidae. The transcript has a single exon. Bases 131 to 568 code for a protein of 145 amino acids. The record is from RefSeq and is a predicted model, not a curated record.
UUGAAUAAGAUAUAGCCAUGUUUGAACUAGCAACAAAUCCGAAAUGUAUUGACUAGCUUGACAGCCAGCUAAAGUUAGCUAAAAGCUCUAACUAUAUUGAGUAAAUUCAAUUUGACGAAGCAUUACUAAAAUGUCAGAGAAGAAAAAAGGAAAGGUCACAGAAAGCGAAGAGGAAGGGAAUUUGCAAGUAUCCUACAUUUUCCCAAAUGGUGACAGAUAUGAAGGAGAGUGCUGCGGGUCCACAGAGGGAGUCGUGGUGAGGCGUGGUAUGGGCAAACACACCUCAGCCAGUGGUGUCACCUACACUGGAGAGUGGCAUGAUGACAAGGUGAAUGGCAGAGGGACUCUGGAGCAUCCCUCUGGGGCCCUGUAUGAAGGGGACUUCAAAGACAACAUUUAUCAUGGCACAGGGACAUACAGCUUCUCUGACGGGACCAAAUACUGCGGCAGCUUCAGCAAGAACAGGUUGGAGGGUGACGGGGAGUUCAUCGACUCUCAGGGACUUGUUUGGAUUGGAGGCUUCCACAACAAGGCAGCUCCUGGAUUAAAACUUAAACUCAGCAUGUAACCCAUGACAUAAUGUGAGAUAACAUAACUUUAAUUCCUCUUACAUUUAUGAACAUUUAUUGAAUAUAGAUUUAAAAAGGAAAAAAAAUAUAUAUAUAUAUUCAAAAGAACAAAAUUAGACUCCAGUAAGAAAUUUUAAAGGCACCAAAUGAAAUGAAACACACAAUGUCCAUGUUCUUCCCAUAACACUCCUGCAGUGACACCUGGUCUCUUUUACUUGUAGG